Molecule: messenger RNA, 1810 nt
Organism: Aspergillus brunneoviolaceus CBS 621.78
Lineage: Eukaryota; Fungi; Ascomycota; Eurotiomycetes; Eurotiales; Aspergillaceae
Product: putative hydrolase, alpha/beta fold family
Exons: 7
Coding region: 49-1437 (462 amino acids)
Biological process (GO): medium-chain fatty acid catabolic process; medium-chain fatty acid biosynthetic process
Molecular function (GO): acetylesterase activity; monoacylglycerol lipase activity
Source: RefSeq, a predicted model, not a curated record
GUCCUGAGCACAUUAUCUAUCCCUCUUCUUUUCUCGGGUCUGCUAGCCAUGGCCUUAUUUUCCUGGGCUCGCCCACGUGGUCGGGUCUCCUUCUACAGCGCCAAAGACAAUAACCUCAUCUUGACCCGGAAAAAUGGCAAGUCUGGUGCCAAGGAACAGGUAGCUCUGGCAGAUCUCUGUCGCACAGCCACACCAGCAACCUGUGAUCUCAAUCCAUUCCUCUUCAAUGGUCACCUUCAGACCGCUUGGACUGCAGUCAAGUAUGAUAGCGUUCCGGUUUACUACAAGAGAUGGAUGUUCGAGGCGGACAACCAGAUGUUCGAUGGGCAUUUUGCCGUGGAUUUCGUCGUAGAUCCCUACGAGCCGUCCAAGAAUGAUCAGACCUCUGACCCAGAGAGAAAGUAUACUCUGCCUGAGGGACUACCGGAGAGGACCUCAUUCUUUACCGAAGACGAAUUCACGGCGCUUCCAUCGGACGAUACCAAGCCUAUGCUGGUUGUUCUGCACGGCCUGAGCGGCGGAUCACAUGAGGUAUACCUGCGCCAUGUGGUUGCGCCUCUGGUCCAGGAUAAAUCGUGGGAAGCGUGCGUUAUCAAUUCUCGGGGCUGUUCGCAAACCAAGAUCACCACCAAUAUACUCUACAAUGCCCGCGCCACGUGGGAUGUCCGUCAGGCUGUCAAAUGGCUACGGAAGACGUUCCCGAAUCGGCCCCUUUUCGGAAUCGGCUUCUCCUUGGGCGCAAACAUCCUCACUAACUACCUGGGCGAAGAGGGAGAUGCCUGCCAGUUGAAAGCAGCGGUGCUUUGUGCUAGCCCCUGGAAUUUGGAGGUCAGCUCGGAGUACUUGAAGAGCAGCUGGUUGGGACUUCAGGUAUACAGCAAGGUGAUGGGAUCGAGCAUGAAGAAGCUUUUCGAACAGCAUGUGGAGUCGGUCGCCUUAAAUCCACUGGUCAACGUCGAAGAAAUCAGGAACGUCACUUAUUUGCACGAAUUCGACCGAGCGCUGCAAUGCCCUGCAUGGGGUUACCCAACGGAAGGUGCUUACUAUCGUGAUGCCUCUUCCAUCGACUCUAUGCUUGGAAUCAAGAUUCCUUUCUUCGUAAUCCAGGCCGAAGAUGACCCGAUUGCUUGCGCAAAGGCUCUGCCAUAUGGAGAAAUCGCCAGAACCCCGUAUGGUGUCAUGGCGACCACCUCCUGGGGAGGCCAUCUCGGCUGGUUUGAGUUUGGUGGUGACAGGUGGUUUGUCAAACCGGUUUCCAAUUUCCUUAACCUCAUGGCCAAGGAAGUGGAUCACACCAUUCCAGGCACGGUUGAGCACCCCGAUCGCCUCCCGCCUUACAUUGCGCGACCUGCGCAAGACAGCGAUAAGACGCCUAAGCCGCUUUUCGGCCCUGUGCGGCGCAAGCUGGAUAUCAAGAUCGUACCCUCUUCACCCUAGAGACGCAUCAUGUGCGAGUACUUCUAGCGGAUCUGGAGGGUCGCAUACUUCAGAAGUUGGGGGAUUUUUCAUCAUGAAUGCAUGCAAUUGUUUUGGCAGGAUAUAGACCGUUGAAACGCCAGAGACCCAUCUAGAUACAUAGACCUGAUAUAGACAGCAUUACUUUUAUACAAAAUGAAACGGAAUCAAGCAAAUGAGACGCUCUUUCUCUUGCCCUUCGAUUUGGACGACUUGUCGGGUACGGAGUCCGCUUUGUCGGUUUUAGGGCCGCCCUUGUGCUUCUUAUUGCGAAUCGAUUGUUUUACCUCUUCCAGCUUGUUCUUUUUCUCCGCGUGCCUGGCCUCGGCCUCCUUCCUCUUCGCCUCACGGAUCU